This is a messenger RNA of Plectropomus leopardus (leopard coralgrouper), 461 nucleotides long. The record is from RefSeq and is a predicted model, not a curated record. NCBI's taxonomy places the organism in Eukaryota, Metazoa, Chordata, Actinopteri, Perciformes, Serranidae.
GCUGCAACCCAAAUUAGACAUAGGAAGCAACAAUGCUGCCUCUAGCUAUAAUGGCCGCGUGCCUCAGUGCAGCCCUGUCGGCCCCCAGUCUGGACCCACAGCUGGACGAGCACUGGGAUCUGUGGAAGAGCUGGCACAGUAGGAAAUAUCAUGAGAAAGAGGAGGGCUGGAGGAGAAUGAUAUGGGAGAAGAACCUGAAGAAGAUUGAACUGCACAACCUGGAGCACUCAAUGGGCACACACUCUUACCGCCUGGGCAUGAACCACUUUGGAGACAUGACUCACGAGGAGUUCAGGCAGAUCAUGAACGGCUACAAGGCCAAAGCACAGAGGAAAACCAAGGGGUCCCUGUUCAUGGAGCCCAACUACCUGGAGGCCCCACGAUCUGUGGACUGGAGGGAUAACGGCUACGUCACUCCCGUCAAGGACCAGGUACUAAAGGUUUAAUGUCUCGCGUGGUCA